Megalobrama amblycephala (Wuchang bream) is the source of this 4652-nucleotide messenger RNA. Its product is annotated as NACHT, LRR and PYD domains-containing protein 12. The coding region runs from base 521 to 4192 and encodes 1223 amino acids. The record is from RefSeq and is a predicted model, not a curated record. The transcript has 13 exons. Gene Ontology annotation, molecular function: zinc ion binding; protein binding. Lineage: Eukaryota; Metazoa; Chordata; Actinopteri; Cypriniformes; Xenocyprididae.
CACACACCUCACAUCCACAAUCGGCCCAAAUGUUGUCUGCCGUCAUGCAUGCAGUGCCAUCAUUGCCACACAUGGCCCACGGUUGGCUGACAUGAUGCAUGCCAGUGCCGGCAACACGCCAGCAGUGCCAUUAUGAGGCCACAUUUGGGCCAAGUCUGUUUGCUAUGUGGGGGGGAAGCAUUUAAAUGAUCCAUGCAUUUUAAAAAUAGUAAUAAGCUAAUCAGUUUCCACUGUAAUUCGAAGCGAGUCCUUCUUACGUUGCUAUGGCUUAAUUAAAUGACGAUGUAGACAGCAUCACUGCAGUGAGAGCAUCACAAACUAAAAUGAGCUUUUACUAUGCUCAAGUGUCAAAUAAAUGUUCACUUGUAAAUGACAUGUCAGUACAGCGUCUUUAACACCUGCUUCAACACCUGCUUCAAAAAGAACUCCUCCCUGUUUCUAUUUAAUGCUGCGACACAUAAGCUUAAAGUGAAAGUGAAGUGUCGCCGGCCAACGUAUCAUCGGAACCCAUUAAUUAAUAAUGGGUGCUGGAGAGAAUGAUGAUGGCUCUGUCACUAUGAGCAGUCCAGAAGAAGAACUUCACUCUCAACGAACCAAACAUGAGAGAUCAGACUCACCGACAUCACAUCAGUCUCUGAAGAGUGACAGAUCAAUUCCUCUGCCAUUGGACUUCAGUGAUGAAGCACAGGGAAAUAUAGAAAGCACCAAACAGGAGGAAUCAGAGUCACCGACACCGUCAUAUCUGUCUCUGAAGAGUGACAGAUCAAUUCCUCUGCCACUGGACUUCAGCGGUGGAGCACAGAAAAAUAUAAAAAAGAUGUUGUCUGUGGAAGACACCCAAGAGCAGGUGAAGUACAGACCUGUUAAAACAGCCUGUCAGCAGCAUUCCGGAGCUCCAGUGGUGUUCUGUAAGACAGAUAACAUGCACAUCUGUAGCUUCUGUAUGGGGCAAGAGCACCAAGGCCACAAUAAAUUCUACAUUGUGAAAUCUAAUGUGUCAGAUAGUCGAACCAUGCUUUUUGAUAUUAUGGGACACAUGGGAACAGAAGUUUUCAAAACCUUCAAAAGAGAACUAUCUGAGGAUUACCCAGAAUGCUUAGGGAAUCAGCCAGAAGAGCUCAAUCUCUCUGAUGCUGCUAAGAAAAUUGUGGAAAGCUUUGGAGGAGAGGGGGCACUGAGGAUCACAUUUCACUUCCUGGAAAAUGCUAAUCCACUUAAAAAAAUCACAGAUGCCAAUAAAGCAAAGCUUAAGAAUGAAUGUCAAUAUAUAAAUGAAGGAAAUUCAUCUCAAGAUGAACAGAGUUUAUUGAAGGAGAUCUACACAGAUAUCUACAUGACAGAGGGUGGAAGGGGAGAGAUAAAUAAUGAACAUGAGGUGUUAAGGAUUGAAAUGAUUUCACAAAACAGAACCACUCAAGAAGCUUUAUUCUCAUGUAAUGACAUCUUCAAGACGCUGCCAGGACGAACAAAACAAGUAAGAACAGUCCAGACGAUAGGCAUAGCUGGCAUUGGAAAGCAUGUGUCGGUGCAGAAGUUCAUUCUAGACUGGGCAGAUGGAAAAACAAACCAAGAUAUUGACAUCAUUAUACAUUUACUAUUUCGGGAACUCAACCAGAAAAAGGAGAACUGCAGUCUUCUACAGCUGAUUCAUCAAUAUGCUCCUGAUCUGGAAGAAGCAAAUCUUUCAAAAGUGAAAGUGCUUUUCAUUUUAGAUGGUUUAGAGGUUUGUCAGUAUCCUCUUGAAUUCCAAAAAAAUGACAUUUGCUUUGAUAUAAAACAGAAAGUUCCUGUGGAUGUUCUGCUUACAAACCUCAUUAACGGGAAUCUGCUUUCCUCUGCUCUACUCUGGAUAACUACACGACCAUCAACAGCUAAUCGGAUCCCACCUGAGUUUGUCCAUCGGGUGACUGAGAUUCGUGGCUUCAAUGACAAUCAAAAGGAAGCAUACUUCAGGAAGAAAAUCAGUGAUCAGAAGCUGGCAAGUGAAAUCAUCAAACACAUCAAAUCAUGUCAGAGCCUCUACAUAAUGUGCCACAUGCCCAUCUUCUGCUGGAUUUCUGCCACUGUGCUGGAAAAUAUAAUGAGUGAUGGAAACUCUAAUGAAAUACCCAAAACUCUGACUGAGAUGUUCACUCGCUUCCUGCUCAUUCAGAUCAGUCUCAAGCACAAGAAGUUCAAUGGAGCUGAUGCUGAUAAUCCAAAGAAACUGUCUGAAGGUGACAAAAAAAUUAUUCUAAAUCUGGGAAAACUGGCUUUUCAGCAAAUGGAGAAGCAAAAUUUUGUUUUCCACGAAGAAGAUCUGACAAAUGGUGAUGAUAAUGUCUCAGAGUACUCAUUGUUCACAGAGAUCUUCAGAGAAGAGCAGGGAGUGUACAGGGAGAAGGUUUAUAGCUUUGUACAUGUGAGCUACCAGGAGUAUCUGGCAGCAAUAUAUGCUCACUUUGCAUGUGUUAAUGAUGGGAAAAAUGUCCUUGAAAAUGUUGAAUCCACAAAUCUUUCUGAUGUACAGCAGUGUGCAGUGGACAAAGCUUUAAAGAGCGAAAAUGGACAUCUUGACCUUUUCCUUCGCUUCCUUUUGGGUCUUUCUGUUGACCCUAACUGCAAUCUCCUGCAAGACCUUCUCACUGAAGGCAGUUCAUGUAAACCCACGACAGUGCAUUACAUCAAAAAGAAGAUCAAACAGGAACAAUCACCAGAGAGAAUCAUCAAUCUGUUCCACUGUUUAAAUGAGCUGAAUGACAACACUCUUGUUAAAGAAAUUCAGACUGCCAUGAAAUCAGGAACACUCUUGGGUAGUGAGCUGGAGCCAGAGCAAUGGUCAGCACUGGCUUAUGUCUUGCUGAAAUCUGGGGAGGUAUUAGACGAGUUUGACAUGAAGAAGUUCCGCACAUCAACAGAAAACCAGCUAAGACUGCUGCCAGUGCUCAAAAUCUGCAAAAGGGCCAGACUGGAUUGUUGUGAUCUCUCAUAUGAGUCCUGUAAAAUAAUUGCCUCAGCUUUCCAGUCAUUCAUCUCACCCUUGAUAGAUCUGGAUCUGAGAAACAAUGAACUACAGUGUGGAGCGAACAUCCUUUUUUCUUCUUUAAAAAGUCCACAUUGUCAGUUACUCACACUGAACCUGGCUGGCUGUAAUUUAACAGCAACAUCCUGUACAUAUUUGGCCUCAGCUCUCAAAUCAACAAACUUACCCCUAAAGGAACUGGAUCUUAGCUACAAUAAGAUAAGUGGUAAUGGAGUAAAUGAACUCUGCGAUGGACUUGUUAGUGAAAACUGUAAACUUCAGAAACUCAAAUUAAAGAGAUGUGGUCUCACAGAGGCAAACUGUAUACAUCUAGCAUCAGUUUUGAAAUACUCACACCUUAAGGAGCUGGAGCUGAAAAGCAAUGAUCUGCAUGAUUCAGGAGUAGAGAACCUCUCAGCAGGACUACAGGAUCCACAGUGUAGAUUAGAGAAGCUGGGGCUGUCGGGGUGUAUGAUCACAGAAGUGGGCUGCAAUUUACUGGCCUCAGCCCUUAUCUCAAAUGCUGGCCAUCUGAGAGAGCUGGAUCUGAGCUACAACAACCCUGGAGACUCGGAGGUGAAACUGCUGUCCGCUAAAAAAGAGGAUCCAACCUUUAAACUAUAUGUUGAAAAUGGAGGAGAGUGUCGAAUGAAACCAGGUCUGAUCAAAUAUGCCUGUCAGCUCACAGUGGAUCUAAACACUGUACAUCCACGUCUGAAACUCUCCAAAGGAAACCAGAAAAUAUCAGAAACUACAGAGGAGCAACAAUAUCCUGAUCAUCCUGAAAGAUUCAAACUGUAUCCCCAGGCCAUGUGCACAGAGGCUCUGACUGGUCGCUGUUACUUUGAAGUUGAGUGUUAUGGUGGAGUUGGUGUGGGUGUGGCCUAUAAGACCUCAGAUAGAAAUGAGAGUAUAAUGGGAGUUAAUAACACUUUCCCUGCUCUCCUCUCUCUGAAUGGCGAAUCGAAAAUCUGGCACAAUAAUCACAUUACUUGUGCAUUCCCAGUGAUUACUCAGACCAAAAGUGUUGGAGUUUAUGUGGACUUGGAACGUGGAAGUCUGUCAUAUUACAGUAUUUGUAAUGACACAUGCAGUCACCUACACACGCACCACACUGAAUUCAAAGGCCCCUUAUACACAGAGUUUAUUUUUCUGCCUGACUCCUCAGUGACACUAUGUAAGCUGACAUAGACCUUGAGAUUGAGCAGAUAUUUCAAAAGGAAGUUAGAUGUUUUGUAAAAUAACUGAUUUACACCUUAUUUUUUUAAUCACAAGCACUUAGAACAUAAUAGAAGUUAAAUCAUGUAUCUGGAUGAAUUUUUUGCAUGUUUGCGUUUAACAUACAAAUGGCUUACUUAUAGUUAUUUAUAGUUGAAUAAACAUAAAACUUAACCUUUACCUAAUGUGAUAUAAGUGUGAUGACAUGAUUUCAACAUUGGGUCACACUGUAUGUAUGUCUUUAACUACUAUGUACUUACAUAUAUUUUAGGUACAAUGUACUGAUUGUGUUGAUGUUGUAUUCCAAAACACUUGUGCUGCUGUUGAGGAAGGUUAGGGACAGGUUUGGCAGUAUGGGUAGUUUUAAGGGCAGGUUAAAGGAUUAGUCCACUUUUAAAUAAUUUUUUUCCUGAUAAUUUACUCACCCCCAUGU